Messenger RNA from Rattus norvegicus (Norway rat), 1842 nucleotides. Lineage: Eukaryota; Metazoa; Chordata; Mammalia; Rodentia; Muridae. The record is from RefSeq and is a predicted model, not a curated record.
UGGCUCAGUCCUCGCGGCGUCCCUUCGCAGUCGUCUGGAAUCCUGUUGCUUAGCGGCCUGUGCGCGCGUGCGUGGACAUGGCUUCAAACGACUAUACCCAACAAGCAACUCAAAGCUAUGGGGCCUAUCCUACCCAGCCUGGGCAGGGCUAUUCCCAACAGAGCAAUCAGCCCUAUGGCCAGCAGAGUUACAGUGGUUAUGGCCAAUCAGCUGACACUUCAGGAUACGGCCAGAGCAGCUAUGGUUCUUCUUAUGAACAGACCCAAAACACAGGCUAUGGAACUCAGUCAGCUCCCCAGGGAUAUGGUUCCACUGGUGGCUAUGGCAGCAGCCAAAGUUCCCAGUCUUCUUAUGGGCAGCAGUCCUCCUACCCCGGUUAUGGCCAACAGCCAGCUCCUAGUAGCACCUCAGGAAGUUAUGGUGGCAGUUCUCAGAGCAGCAGCUAUGGGCAGCCCCAGAGUGGAGGCUAUGGUCAACAGUCUGGCUAUGGUGGACAGCAACAAAGCUACGGACAGCAACAAAGCUCCUAUAACCCACCUCAGGGUUAUGGACAACAGAACCAGUACAACAGCAGGCAGUGGAGGUGGUGGAGGGGUGGUGGAGGCAACUAUGGCCAAGAUCAGUCCUCUAUGAGUGGCGGCGAUGGCGGUGGUGGUUAUGGCAAUCAGUACCAGAGUGGUGGCAGCGGUGGUGGCUACGGGGGAGGCCAGCAGGAUCGUGGGGGCCAUGGCAGGGGCGGUGGAGGUGUUUACAACCGAAGCAGUGGUGGCUAUGAACCCAGAGGCCGUGGAGGUGGCCGAGGAGGCAGAGGCGGCAUGGGCGGAAGUGACCGUGGUGGCUUCAAUAAAUUUGGUGGUCCUCGGGAUCAAGGAUCUCAUCAUGAUUCUGAACAGGAUAAUUCAGACAAUAAUACCAUCUUCGUGCAAGGCCUAGGCGAGAAUGUUACAAUUGAAUCUGUGGCGGAUUACUUCAAGCAGAUUGGAAUUAUUAAGACAAACGAGAAAACUGGACAGCCUAUGAUUAAUUUGUAUACAGACAGGGAAACUGGCAAGUUGAAGGGUGAGGCAACAGUCUCAUUUGAUGACCCACCUUCUGCUAAAACUGCAAUCGACUGGUUUGAUGGAAAAGAAUUCUCUGGGAAUCUUAUUAAAGUUUCAUUUGCUACCCGGCGUGCUGACUUCAACCGGGUAAAUGGUCGUGGAGGCCGAGGGCAAGGAGGACCCAUGGGCCAUGGAGGCUAUGGAGGAGGUGGCAGCGGUGGUGGUGGCCGGGGAGGAUUCCCCAGUGGAGGUGGUGGAGGUGGAGGACAGCAACGAGCUGGGGACUGGAAGUGUCCUAAUCCUACAUGUGAGAACAUGAACUUCUCUUGGAGAAGUGAAUGCAACCAGUGUAAGGCACCUAAGCCAGAUGGCCCAGGAGGGGGACCAGGAGGCUCUCAUAUGGGGGGAAACUACGGUGAUGAUCGGCAUGGCAGAGGAGGAUAUGAUCGGGGCAGCUACCGGGGCCGAGGAGGGGACCGCGGGGGCUUCAGAGGGGGCCGGGGUGGUGGGGACAGAGGUGGUUUUGGCCCUGGCAAGAUGGACUCCAGGGGUGAGCACAGACAGGAUCGCAGGGAGAGGCCAAUUUAGCCUGGCUCCUGAAGUUCUGGAACAGCUCUUCCUGUACCCAAUGUUACCCUCGUUAUUUUGUAAACUUACAAUUCAGGAUUGCUCAUAGAUAUUUUGGGGGGGGGUGGGCAACGGUAUGUGUGUGUGUGUGUGUGUGAGUAUGUCAGUCAGACUACCGUAAUUGUAACCAUAUCUCUGGUUCCCAUUAAAAACCAUUUUAGUUAAAAAAAAAAAA